AUGCAAGGACCCAUUUCAAGCUCAUUUUCCAACUUUAAAAAUCUUCGAUUUCUUCAGUUUAAUUACAAUAAUUUCAGUGGAAAGGUAGGGUUAGACAUGUUCCUAGGACUCAACAAACUUGAAAGUCUCAUCUUAGGUAAUAACAAGAUAUCAUUAGUGCCCACCAACAACUACACCAAUAACACCUUACCAGAACUUAAACACCUAAUACUCUCAUCAUGUAACUUGAAGGAAUUCCCUGCCUUUUUGCGUUUCCAAAAUAAAAUGGAACUCUUAUUUCUCGACCGAAACAAGAUUGAUGGCAUGGUACCGGUGUGGAUUUGGAACAACAGCAAGGAAACAUUACAAGCGAUUGACCUUUCCAACAACUACAUCACCGGCUUUGAUCAGCAUCCUAUAUUUCUGCCAUGGAAAAGUUUACAAGCAUUUUCGAUCAAGAAUAAUCAGUUCCAAGGUCAGCUACCAAUUCCACCACAAAACACUGUAGUUUAUUCAGCAGAAAAUAAUCAUCUGACUGGAGAAAUACCAGCAUUAAUUUGUGAAGUGAAAUCUCUUCAAGUGUUAGAUUUGUCGUCUAACAACAUGAAUGGAACUCUUCCUCCAUGUUUUGGUGACUUAAUCAAUUCGUUGUUGACUUUGGAUCUGGGACGAAAUAACUUUCAUGGCACAUUAAUGAUGAAUGUGUUUAUGCAUGGCAGCCAGUUGGAAAGUAUUGAUUUGAGCGAAAAUCACUUUACGGGUCAGCUGCCAAGAUCAUUGACAAAUUGUACCAAUUUAGAGGUUCUCUCUCUUGGAGAUAACUCUUUUGAUGACGUCUUUCCUUUUUGGCUGGGAACUCUUGCCAAGCUGCAAGUUCUCAUCUUACGGUCCAACAAAUUAUAUGGUCCAAUUCAAGGUUCGACAACAGUUUGCUCACAUUUCCCUAAGUUGCGGAUCAUUGACCUCUCUAACAAUGGUUUUGGUGGCGAACUGCAAGCAAAGUACUUUCAAAAUUGCAAUGCCAUGAGAGUGGGUUAUGGUGAAUCAUCAGUUAUGGAAUCUGGUAUGUCCUUUGAACAUUUCAUGUCCUCGGUGCCAUACACGAUGACAUUAAUACACAAAGGUGUCAGAACAAAAUAUGAAAAGAUUUUAACAAUAUUCACGGCUAUUGAUCUCUCUUGUAAUCAUUUCGAAGGAGAAAUCUCACUAUCCCUCCAAGAUCUUCGAGGGCUUCAAGCACUCAAUCUUUCUAACAAUCAUUUUACAGGACGCGUCUUGCCAUCAUUAGGGUACCUAACAAAUCUUGAAUCGUUGGAUCUCUCACGAAACGAGCUAUCUGGAGAAAUCCCUCAACUAUUGGUACAACUUAACUACCUUUCCAUUUUCAACGUGUCAUACAACCAUCUUGAAGGGCGCAUUCCCCAAGGGCAACAAUUUAACACAUUUGAUAACAACUCCUAUGAGGAGAAUCCUGGGUUAUGUGGAAAACCUUUAUCCAAGGAAUGUGGGAAUUUAAAGGCAUUAAGACUUCCACCAGCAAGAAAUGCAUCCGAUUCUCUCCUCCCAAGCGAACGAAUUGAUUGGAUAAUCAUAUUCUCUGGAGUUGGAAGUGGGCUGGUUGUUGGGAUUUUUAUUGGCAACUCUUUACAUACAAAGUAUAGUGAACGAUUCGGAAAGAGGAAGGACAGAUGGGUAAGGCCACUCCGUAACACAAGGAGAUCAAACCAAGUACAAUAA
Lactuca virosa is the source of this 1716-nucleotide messenger RNA. The record is from the annotation of a GenBank genome assembly. NCBI's taxonomy places the organism in Eukaryota, Viridiplantae, Streptophyta, Magnoliopsida, Asterales, Asteraceae.